CAUUUCCGGGCAGUCCUCUUAUUGUAUUCCGUAUCUUAACUGUAGAUUGCACAGCACAGCACUUUUCCAUCGUUUCCUUGAUGGUCAGUCAGUUCAAGCCUGGUGACACUAACAUGAGCAAUUACUUUUAAGGAAAAGCUUGGAGUCGUCCCAAAUAUGCCCGAACGAUGAGAUCCCGUCCCGCUUCUUACGAUCUCAACCCGACUACUAUACAAAGCGUGUCAGCGUCACCCAUCUAGCGACCAUUACGUCGAAAUGGAGUUAGAUACAUCGACAGAUCGCUUUACCAAUGCGAUGAACGCGACCUCGUACUUCGCUCCGUCUGGCAUGGACCUCUUGAUGGCAAUCCCGCGCCUGGCCCGACGAGCCGGUGCACUCGCCUUCUACUAUGUUCCUGAGCACCUUGAUGGCUUCGUGGGCAAGAUCAGAGAUGGAGGGAGCGUAAUCGCGGACCCUACGACAUCGAACACAAUAAAUGCCACGAUCACGAACGGUUCAAAGACGUUCAUACAAUCCGCUACAGGAGGUUUGGCCCCGGCAAUAAGUGCUGCUGCGGGAGGAGGCACGGCGGAGUCUGCGGGAGGUAUAUUCAGUCUGCAGAACUUCCGGAAUCUAGGUGGACUAUUUUCUUACGUGACAUCCAAGUGGGCUUUGACGACAUUUAUCGUUGGUCUCAUCUUGAACAGAACCCAAUUCUACGCGUCCUCUCGCGUACCUCUCCGACUGAACUGGAUAAUGCGGUUAUCCCUUUACCUCAUGCCCAUUCUCGUAAUGAUACACCGGAUACAUAUCCUGUUUCAAGCCAUUAGAUGCCAGACAUCUCCGGACUGGUCGGAGUUGCGAUAUGGCAAUGCGACCAAACAUAUAGGCACGGACUAUGCAGGAGAGGGAGGCAUUCUAUACUCCAUCAGCUCUACGACACUUUUCUGGGAGGACGACGCAGCUUCAUGCCGAGGAGUUAAUAUGGGAGGGUUUGAGGACAAGAACCUUAUACAAUUAUCCGGUUCUUUGGCUAUGCUCUGGCCGCUCUUCCUGUCGUUCGGUCUCAAUGCAUUCGUUGAGAACCUAGCCUGUGCUCUCCAGGGGCGACAGCCCAUGGCUGAGACGGGAAUGACGACCUUUGAGCACUCCCUUGCUUUCGCAGAGGCCGAAUCGGCGGUGUUGAGGCCUUUCGAACUGUUGUCGAAACUUGCUCCAACUGAGCUGCACCCGGAUUCGAGUGUGAGCACGAAGCUGACACGAGCACUGGCCAUGCAGAUCCUCAAUGUUGCUCCUGAGGUUCUCGCAGUCUCCCUCAUUUCGAGCCUCAACCAUUUAUCCAGUCACAUUCUCGCAGUCCUCGGCAUUCGGAACCGAUUCCGCCUCCUGAACACCGGUAUAUGGGGCAUGGCAUACAUGAGCACGUUUGUCUGGUCUUUCUUCAGCAUGACGAUGUCGGAAGAACUUUCGGUAAAUCUAGGAUUAUUGAGGUUUCCAACUGUCUGUAUCAUUGGAUUCGUCCCGCAUCUCGUUAUCCUCUGGGGAAUCUCGGUUUGCGCUACUAUCUAUGCCAUGGCCCUCCUGAUCACAGCCCUAGCCCCCCCCUUAGGACGAGAGCGUCCGCAAACGCUCAAGGAACGGUUCAAAUUCGCAUACCAGAACCUUCAGGCGAAUGUCUACCUCUCGACUGGGACUCCGAUCGUACUGCGGUGGCAGGAUGACUUUUACACGACACUGUUGAAGACUGGAUUCACGCUGUUAACAUGCGCAAGUGAGGCAGUCUAUCUCAAUGAAGGAUCAACCGUCAACGUCCAUCGGGCUACAUGGUUGGAGGAGAAGCGGUUGGACGAAUUGGCGGCUUCGAAGGGCCUUCACCAACGCGCUAUGGAAUCCGUGCCCGCCGGACUGCGAUCCGAUAUGAUCGCCCAGGGUCUGAGCUCGAUUGAUGACCAAACCGCAGAGGAUGCGGCACGUUUUGCGUCCAGCUCUGGGUAUGCCCGUGAACGGAAGGCUAAAGGGGGCCAAGCGUACCCUGAUAUUGCACAGGCUCCUAUCCGUGAUCGAGGUGUCGGAGUUUUCCAGCGUCAUGGGCGUUGGCUUCUGUCUCUUAGAUUCCUAAAGAGCAUAUUCUGGCUCUGCGCGGGUCUCCAUGCUCGCGCACUCAUUUCGGUCAUGAAUACCUUGGGCAUCAGCUAUGUUCCAUUGUGGCUCCGAAGAGUAGCGGGGACACGGUCAAGGGGACGGAAGCCAAUGGAGAAGAGUCGGAAUGCUACGGCCCAGGUUCUAAAAUUUUGGGUCCUAACUGAGGAUGGUGAAUUGAGGACACCGACGGACCGUAAUGUGGAUGUUGAAGCUGAGAUGAGGAGAAGAACGCUUAAUGGGGAGGGCGCCAUGUCCGGCGCAGAAAACGAGGGUCUUCUCGACCACGACCUCUACAACUGGUGGACACGGGGGGGUUGGUGGGGUGACAUUGAUGCGAGCGGCGACUAUCAAACCCCCGAGCAAGAAGACGACCUCACCAGUGUCGUCUCAACCAUCACAGAUUUGAGCAGUGUGGAUGAUUUGGUCGACGAAGACGAAGACGGGCGCCGAACACCCACCCAACUUAGCCCGUUCCCUAGCCGCCAAUCCACCCCCAUCAACGACGACCUCCUUGACAGGACGCGCCUGGCCUCCCUUCUCAACCCGCAAUCCUCCGAAGAGCAACACGAGGCGCAUCUUCUCUCCCGCCGCCUCCUCCGCGACAGCCCCAUGACCCGCUCCCAAUACCGCCGCGAACUCGACCGCGAACGGUCCCGCGUCCUUCUCUCACGACGAGGCGCGGCGCUAGGGAGUCGUGGCGGUCCAUCACCGACCGCGAUAUCCCCCGAAGAGGAGGAGAAGAUCCUUGAACGCUUCAUCCUCGAACGACGCGAUGCCGCGGCGCAGCAGCAUCUUCCCGGCGAGAAUGGUGCGUGGGAGAGUGGUGCGGAGGGGAUGGGGGCCGCAGGGCCGCAGUGCGUGGUGUGUCAGUUCAGUCCACGGACAACGCUGCUGUGGCCAUGCGGGUGCCUUAGCCUUUGCGAUGAUUGUCGUGUGGGCUUGGCAACGCGGAAUUUCAAUACGUGCGUUUGUUGUAGGACGGACGUGGUGGCGUAUUCCAGGCUGUAUGUGCCGUAAGGAAGGUUGUUUAGUGGCGUGGCUUAUGUUUUUUAAGCAUGGGAUCAUAGCAUAGCAUAUCUGUGUAGAAAUGGAUUUGGAAUUGGCAUCAGACUAGUUUUAACACCUCUACAGGCCUCUACCACAGUAAAUACCCCG
This is a messenger RNA of Eremomyces bilateralis CBS 781.70, 3276 nucleotides long. Its product is annotated as ubiquitin-protein ligase-like protein. The coding region runs from base 256 to 3138 and encodes 960 amino acids. Gene Ontology annotation, molecular function: ubiquitin protein ligase activity. Lineage: Eukaryota; Fungi; Ascomycota; Dothideomycetes; Eremomycetales; Eremomycetaceae. The record is from RefSeq and is a predicted model, not a curated record. The transcript is spliced from 2 exons. Gene Ontology annotation, biological process: protein ubiquitination; ubiquitin-dependent protein catabolic process.